Messenger RNA from Fusarium keratoplasticum, 1473 nucleotides. Its product is annotated as DUF3533 domain-containing protein. The record is from RefSeq and is a predicted model, not a curated record. NCBI's taxonomy places the organism in Eukaryota, Fungi, Ascomycota, Sordariomycetes, Hypocreales, Nectriaceae. The transcript has a single exon. Gene Ontology annotation, cellular component: membrane. The coding region runs from base 1 to 1473 and encodes 490 amino acids.
AUGACGAUAAUACCUCCCCGAUCCACUAACCGAGAGCCCGCGAGCUCUUCGGCCUGGGCUGGAAAAAUGAAGGCCUACAUCAUCCCCGUCAUCAUGACCGGUCUGUUGAUACAGCUCCUCUUCCUCGCGAACAUGUCGUACAUGUUUGGUAGCAUGUUCAAGUCCACCUCGCGCCUGCAUAACCUCAAGAUCCUCGCCGUCGACUACGACAAUGGAGACAUUGGCCGGUCCAUCUCUGGUGCUUAUGGUGCUCUGGAGUCAAAGCAGUUUCCCACUGUCAAGUUUGCCAAGUCCUCCGAUUAUCCUACCCCCGAAUCACUUCGCGAUGCCGUCUGCAACCAUGGCUACUGGGGUGCCGUCUAUACACACUCUGGCGCAUCCGAUCGACUCCUGAGCACCAUCGAAGGCGACAACACGACCGCUUACAACCCCAACGAUGCUGUCACCUACAUCUACAAUAGCGCAUAUUAUCCAGCUGCUUUCAUGUCUCUCAAGGGCAGCCUCCAGUCUCUUGUUGCCGCCGCGUCCAAGUUUUAUCCGCACUCGAACCCCGAUGUGCUCAAGGGCGCCAACUUGACUAGCCCGGCCUCAGUCUCUGCGCUCCUCAACCCUUUCACAGCGACCGAGUGGGACAUUAUGCCUACCAACCAAGGAGCCCGAAUCCUCCUCAACACCGUGUCCAUGGUAAUGCCAAUCAUUAUGCAAUUCUUUUUCCAGAUGGGCCUAAAUGGCAUCACUGGCGGGGCCAAUAUGCUUGCGGGCCAGUCCAAACGGGACGUGUACGUCUUCCGACUCUGCACUGGAAAGAUUUUUACCUUUGUCUCCGCUUUGGGCAUGGCCGGGUACAUUUGGGCUUUCCGCGAGGACUGGGGUGUGACAGCCGGCCAAUUUGUUGAGACGUGGAUGUGCAUCUGGUUCUACAUGGACAUCAACUACCUGACUAUCGACACUAUAGUCGGAACUCUCAUCCCAAUGCAGUUCUUUGCCUUCUUCCUUCUCACAUGGAUCAUUACCAACAUCGCCUCCGUCGUUUACCCCUUCGAGCUCACGCCCGGCUUCUACCACUGGUCAUGGGCCUUGCCAUCGCACAACGUUUACCUUUUGCUUGUCGGGAUUUGGUCCGGCUGCCGGGCCAAUAUCGGCACGACGCUCCCCAUCCUCUUCUCCUGGUGGCUGGUCACUCAUGUAACCAGCGCUUGGUCCGUCCGCAAGAGGUGCUUGUUGGCUGAGGCCGAAGCACAUCAGAACGAGCAGGCGCAGCAUGACAAGUUUGUUCGUUUCAGUACUGAGCAAAGCGAGCAGUUUGUGCUCAACCAAAUCUCUUCUCGGGCUGCAAAUGACCGAAACUCACCUGACCGUGACCUUGAGGCGAACCGGCUUGCAGUUGGAGAGAGCCUACCUAAUGGUAGCGAGAGUCGGACUAUCAUCAGCACACCUGCUGACCGCGAUGAGGGAAAGGCGGGUAGGGAAUAA